Punica granatum (pomegranate) is the source of this 1650-nucleotide messenger RNA. The record is from RefSeq and is a predicted model, not a curated record. NCBI's taxonomy places the organism in Eukaryota, Viridiplantae, Streptophyta, Magnoliopsida, Myrtales, Lythraceae.
ACUCCCUCCAGAAGGCGAACCUCCACAGCAGACGCUCAUCACAGUCGCAAAACCCCGCACUGCCUGACUGACUCUGGAAUUCUCCGGCCGAAACCCUAACUCGACUGAAGGAGAUCUUGAUUCUGCCCGGAAAUGGAGCUGGAGGACGAGAUCUACGAGAACGGAGGGGGCGAUGAUUCGGCGCGCAGCAGGCCGAUCAUCAGCGGCGAGCAACUCGACAUCGAGGCGUACGCUAGCCUUUACAAGGACCGGACGAAGAUCACGCGGCUCCUGUUCAUCGCCGACCACUGCGACAACGAGUCGAUGAAGCUCGAGGCGCUGAAGAUGGCCUAUGACGAGAUUAAGAAGGGAGAGAACACGCAGCUGUUCCGGGAAGUGGUGGACAAGAUCGGAGGGAAGUUGGGAGAGAAGUACGGGAUGGACUCCGCCUGGUGCGAGGCUGUGGAUCGGAGAGCGGAGCAGAAAAAGGAGAAGUUGGAUAAUGAGCUCAAUUCCUACAGAACCAAUCUCAUAAAGGAAAGCAUAAGGAUGGGUUACAAUGACUUUGGAGAAUUUUAUUAUGCCCAUGGUAACCUUGGAGAUGCGUUCAAAAGUUUUGUUCGCACCCGAGACUAUUGUACCACGUCGAAGCACAUAAUCAGCAUGUGCAUGAAUGCAAUCCUGGUGAGCAUUGAAAUGGGUCAAUUCACUCAUGUGACGAGUUAUGUCAGCAAAGCUGAACAAACACCAGAUGCCCUGGACCCCAUCACAGUUGCAAAAUUGCGCUGCGCCGCAGGGUUGGCUCAUUUGGAGGCUAAAAAAUACAAACUUGCUGCCCGUAAGUUCCUGGAAACUGGCCCUGAAUUGGGAAAUCACUAUAAUGAAGUUAUUGCAUCUCAAGAUGUUGCAACCUAUGGAGGGCUUUGUGCUCUUGCUAGUUUUGAUCGAUCAGAACUGAAGACUAAAGUAAUAGAUAACCUCAACUUCCGAAAUUUCCUAGAGCUGGUUCCUGAAGUGAGGGAGCUUAUUAAUGACUUUUACUCAAGCCGUUAUGCCUCAUGCUUGGAAUACCUUGGGAAUCUAAAAGCAAAUCUGAUGCUCGACAUCCACUUGCAUGACCAUGUGGAGACACUUUAUAAUCAGAUCCGCCACAAAGCUAUCAUCCAAUAUACCCAUCCUUUUGUGUCUGUGGACUUGCGGAUGAUGGCUAAUGCUUUUAAAACCAGUGUUGCUGGGCUGGAGAAGGAGCUUGAAGCUUUGAUCACAGACAACCAGAUACAGGCUCGGAUCGACUCCCACAACAAGAUAUUGUAUGCACGACAUGCUGACCAGAGGAAUGCUACUUUCCAACGGGUCCUGCAGACGGGAAGCGAGUUUGAGCGCGAUGUGAGCUCAAUGCUACUAAGAGCAAAUCUCAUAAAGUACGAUUACAAUGUUAGGUCUAGAAAAUCUUGAAUUGUUGGGAUUCUGGAAGGACCCGUCAGAAAGAUCCGCUGUCCAUAGUUUGGCUUGUUCGGUGGGGGUUCAGUGAGCUAUUUCACUCGUCACAGAAUUUUUGUGAAGAGCCAGUGAUCAUGUUUGAUAAGUGUACUCUAUACCAUCCACUGAAAAAGGAUGGGAUCUGUUGUCUCAUUGUCAAUCGAUGCCUCUCUUUGCAGUGAUCUCCGUGAA